UCGGGUCACCGAUAUUUUCGUCCCCUUUUAAUAGGAAAAAGCCCAAAAUUUUAGGGAAUUCUCCCCUUUCUUCAAUGGCAGCUUAUCGACUUGUAGUUGCCGUUUCAGUCUUGUGUUGCCUCCUUUUGCGGCUCUCAUUUUGUUCUGCUUCUAGAAUAAUUCUUCCUUCUGAUUCAGAUAAAGUCUCAUUGACUUUAUAUUACGAAUCCCUUUGCCCCUUCAGCGCCAAUUUCAUAGUCAAUUACCUGCCGAAGCUCUUCGAAGAUGAUCUCAUCUCCAUCGUCGAUCUCCGCCUCGUUCCUUGGGGAAACGCUAAACUCAAAGGCAACGAUACUUUUGAAUGCCAGCAUGGCCCUGCUGAAUGUUUGUUGAACACUGUGGAAGCUUGUGCACUUGAUGCCUGGCCUAAGCUGAAUGACAAUUUACCUUUUAUCUAUUGCGUUGAGGCUCUGGUAUUUGAGAGGAAGUACCUUGAAUGGGAAUCGUGCUUUGAGAAAUUGGGAUUGGAAGCAAAGCCCGUUAUUGAUUGCUACAUCAAUGGACUUGGGAAAAAACUUGAUCUACAAUAUGCUGCUGAAACUAAUGCCCUCGAGCCUCCACAUAAAUAUGUACCUUGGGUCGUUGUGGAUGGGCAGCCACUUUACGAGGACUAUGAAAACUAUUUAAGCUAUGUGUGCAAGGCUUAUAAGGGUGCUGCUGUGCCCAGGGCUUGUAGUGGACAAACCUUCAAUCAAAUCCAAGAAAAAGAAACUAUCCAUCCAGUUUGUUAUAGGGAGAUACCAGCAUCAACAUUAUCAUCAAGAAUCAUAUCAACUAUUAUUCCAUGGAUACAGAAGAUGGCAACUUCUAUGCAGGUGUUUCAAUUUUAAGAAUGCAUAAAGGUCCUUAUUAAUAUAUCUGUAUAUCUAUCUAUGGACUGAAGUUCAUGUAAGUUGUGCUUAACUGAUAAGCACCGUUAAGUGUAUCUAUAAUUAUAUAUAUAUAUAUACACACACUGUUAAGCACCGGGACUGAAGUUUAUGUAAGUUGUGCUUAACUUAGUGUUUGAAUCAGAAUGUAGGACUUGAUAAAUUGCUAAUAUAUAAUGAAAAAUCUCAUGAAAAUUAUGUUUGCUUUCAA
Hibiscus syriacus is the source of this 1119-nucleotide messenger RNA. RefSeq names its product gamma-interferon-responsive lysosomal thiol protein-like. The record is from RefSeq and is a predicted model, not a curated record. Bases 75 to 869 code for a protein of 264 amino acids. The transcript is spliced from 5 exons. NCBI's taxonomy places the organism in Eukaryota, Viridiplantae, Streptophyta, Magnoliopsida, Malvales, Malvaceae. Gene Ontology annotation, molecular function: oxidoreductase activity, acting on a sulfur group of donors, disulfide as acceptor.